This is a messenger RNA of Rhodofomes roseus, 1650 nucleotides long. RefSeq lists its product as uncharacterized. Lineage: Eukaryota; Fungi; Basidiomycota; Agaricomycetes; Polyporales; Fomitopsidaceae. The transcript is spliced from 2 exons. The coding region runs from base 1 to 1650 and encodes 549 amino acids. The record is from RefSeq and is a predicted model, not a curated record.
AUGCAAGACACCUUUGCUGCAAUAACCCAACCAACAUGGGGUCCCCUUGUGCCAGCUCCGAGUCAACCUGAUGACUUGGAGCUGGCCAAGGAACCAGUCAUUCCACCACAAGAUACUAUCCCAGUCAUGACAGACUCACCUUUGCUUCCAAAAAAGCGGCCUCUUUUUGAGCCACCUCCGUUGCAAGAGGAUGCAAAACGCGCACAGAAUGAUCUUGGGGAGCUACUGAGGCCAUGCAGGAAGAGUGGGCUAGGGUACCUGCCUUUUUUGGGAGGUGAUAUCCUUCAACGUUGCAUGGAGCAAAUUGCGAUGUAUCUCCACUUCUUCCUGGACGGAGACAAGACUGGGAAGAGCUUUGGUUGGAUCAGUGCAUUGUUGCACACUGCACAUGCCUGGAGACAAGGACUGCACUGUGCACAGAAGUUGCAUGAGUGGACACGCAAUUUCCUCGAAGAUUGCCAUCAGUUGCCAUUCACACCAGAAGCCUCCUUGUCAGUGUCUCUGCUGGAGAAGCCCGACCUCAAGGAAGCUCUCUGUGAGCAUCUCCAGAGCAUUGGGAAAUAUGUACAAGCUCUUGAUAUUGUUGAAUUCAUGGCGAACCCCGAGACACUCACCCGGUACGGUCUUCAAAAGCCCAUUGGUCUAUCGACAGCUCAGACAUGGAUGCACAUCCUCGAUUACCAUUGGACAAAAGUGCCAUCUGGGCAGUACAUUGAUGGUCACAAGUGCGAGGACAUUGUUGCUUAUUGUGACAAUGUGUUCCUUCCAACAAUGGCAAGACUUGAACAACAUGCACGGGGCUUCAUCGAUGGUGCAAUGGUCCAGGGACCUGUCUUGCCAAAUGGAGCAUUCUCCCAUGAGGUGACAGUCAUUCUGGACGACACUUCUGAACUUUAUCAUGGCAUUGAAAUCAAAUGUACCAUGGCCGAUGGAUCAGUUCACCGUGGAGUUGAGGUCGAAAUACCGGUGGAUGCUGUUGGUGCUGAUGGCUCUGAGUCUGUGAGAGUCGUCUUCCGAGCAGGCAAGGCCCGUGACAGCUAUUUCACAAAUCAGGAUAUCAUUGACCAUGCGACACUCGCGAUGGGCAUCCUUUCUCGGCACUACCCUGACGAACGCCACAUUCUGAUCUUCAACAAUGCAACAACGCACCUGAAACACCCAGACAAUGCGCUGUCUGUGCGCCGCAUGUCAGCAAAACCCACUGUGCUGAACAAAACAAUGUUUGGCGUCAAUGUCAAUGCAAUUGGCCCAGACGGCCGACCUGUUUAUAAACCUGCCAAUGGAAAGAAGGUCAAACAACGCAUCAGGAUGGGCAACAUGAAGUUCGCAGAUGGCAUGAAACAGUCACUGUACUUUGCGGAAGGCACGGAGCAUCUGGGCGUAUUCAAGGGCAUGACGGUGAUCCUUGCGGAACAUGACUUUAACACCAGCGGUAAGCUUGCCCAGUGUCCGGACUUCAAGUGCAAGCCACCGGCUAUUGACUGUUGCACCCGGUGCACCCUGUACAACCAGCCCGAUUUCCGUGACAUUGAGAGUGUCCUGGAGACACUGGGAAAAUGCAAUGGAGUCAAGAUUGUAUUCUUACCAAAGUUCCACUGCAAACUCAACCCCAUUGAGCAGUGCUGGGGUCACACCAAGCAGGAUUACUGA